Molecule: messenger RNA, 741 nt
Organism: Pseudogymnoascus destructans
Lineage: Eukaryota; Fungi; Ascomycota; Leotiomycetes; Thelebolales; Thelebolaceae
Exons: 1
Coding region: 1-741 (246 amino acids)
Source: RefSeq, a predicted model, not a curated record
AUGGGCGGAUGGGCACUUAAUUAUCAUCAGGGGGACCCUUUCUGGAAAUCGACAAUCCCGCUGGCACCACAACGUCAGAUGGCGGCAACGAGCCUCCGUGGCGAUGAAACCGAUUACCUGAGAACUGGGGAUGGAGUCAUCGGCCCGGGGAUACGAGUAGAAGGCCGCACCAGGGCAUCGUCUGCAGGAGUACGAAUUAGAAAUGGAGCACGAGUUAGAAUCACCGUGGCAGAUCACGGGUUUGAAGAUUGCACGAGUAUCUACCACCCUGACGGCGACGGCGGCGAUCCAAUAGCCAGUAUACACGAGAGGUUUCCAGAUCACGACUGGGCGCUCGCGCAGCUUCAUCCAUCCAUUAGCUUCAGCAACUCGCGGGUUUUCGAGUGCCCAGAACCAACACGAUUGCUCAGAGGCCGCGAAGUCUCGACGCACGAAUGGUUCGUAUGUGACGGGAUGACAACGGGCAAAAUUGCAAUGAAGUAUUCGGGGGAUAGAUUUGUAGCAGGGAAGUCGUCGAAUGAUGUAAUAGUCGACGUUUCAGCACUUCCGCCAGCAAGUGUAUACUUUGGGCUAGCACCUACAGGCGGGGCCCCAGAACUGAGAGAUGGGAUUUGUGGAGCGCCAAUUAUCCAUGAGCAGACUGGCGGCGUCGCUGGAUUUUUCCAGUUUGUUAACGAGGCAGGGUGGUGCUUUGUGCCUCAGCUUGAUACACUAAUUGAAGAUGGAUGGGAUUUGUAUUAG